Messenger RNA from Mangifera indica (mango), 946 nucleotides. RefSeq names its product transcription factor bHLH140. Gene Ontology annotation, biological process: regulation of DNA-templated transcription. The transcript has a single exon. NCBI's taxonomy places the organism in Eukaryota, Viridiplantae, Streptophyta, Magnoliopsida, Sapindales, Anacardiaceae. The record is from RefSeq and is a predicted model, not a curated record. Gene Ontology annotation, molecular function: protein dimerization activity; DNA-binding transcription factor activity. The coding region runs from base 97 to 615 and encodes 172 amino acids.
CUUUCAAACUAGUCGACAUAGCCACAUGUUGCUUUCUCUAUAUAUGUAUGUUGAGCACUUAAGUCUGACGCCAGCCAAGCCUCAAGUCCACGAAUAAUGGACUACUUUUCAAAUGAUAACCUCAACUCAACUGGGUCAUCAUCUUCUGUGAGUAGCACCAGCAAGGGGAAGAAGAGGGUUGGAAACAGAAGCAAAGGAGUGAUGAAGCUGUCGACUGAUCCCCAAAGCGUGGCUGCUAGAGAAAGGAGGCACCGAAUCAGUGAUCGUUUCAAGAUCUUGCAGAGCUUGGUUCCAGGCGGAACUAAGAUGGACACAGUGUCGAUGCUAGAUGAAGCCAUUCACUAUGUGAAGUUCCUUAAGGCUCAGAUAUGGCUUCACCAAAACCUUAUGAACUUUGUCGAUGAAGACCCCUGCAACUUCCUUCCAACUCCUCUCCAUUUCCAAGAGGAUUUUACUACUUUCAACUCAAACAUUACCAACUACUCACCAACUCCAGUAGUGCAACCAUCAGUUGUUGUUCCGUCACCGCCACCACAACCACCAGCUUUGGAGGAUUUCAAUAGCUUCCAAGGUCAUGAGGAAACAAUGUACUUUGACAACCAUAUGAAAUACUAGUUAGCUUCGAACUUACUCUCUUUCUCUCUCGUUAUGACAGUGUAGGUGUCUGUAUGGUCGUGUGGUGAGGAGCUAGCGUACAUACUUUAAGAUAAUGGUAAAUGAUUAUAAGUAGUAGGUUUUGUUCUGUGUUUAGGAACAAAUAUUCUGAAAUACGUUAUGUAUGACUAUGGAAACUCCCAACAAAUCGUCUUCUUGUAGCUCUAGGUAUGGAAAAGAAUCUCCUGCGCCGAAUAGGUUACAUUAGGCUGUUGCUAUAUAUCUUUUACUCUUAUUGGAAAUUUGUGUGAAAACAGUCCAUAUUAAUCACUUCCACAUGAAAUUUUGACUA